Molecule: messenger RNA, 2448 nt
Organism: Abrus precatorius (Indian licorice)
Lineage: Eukaryota; Viridiplantae; Streptophyta; Magnoliopsida; Fabales; Fabaceae
Product: nucleobase-ascorbate transporter 11-like
Exons: 10
Coding region: 45-2345 (766 amino acids)
Biological process (GO): transmembrane transport
Cellular component (GO): plasma membrane
Molecular function (GO): transmembrane transporter activity
Source: RefSeq, a predicted model, not a curated record
GAUUGUCAUUUAGUACCCGUUUCUGAAAGAAAGAAAGAAAAAGAAUGAAAGAAAACGCUUCAAUGGAAACUGGGUCGAGCUCAGAAUUCAUAGAUAGGGGUAAGAGGCAUGAUCCUAGUGCUGCCAAAGUUGAGCCAUUUGUGCCAAGAAGUGAGCACAAUCCUAAAGAGUUGAGAUCGUGGGCAAAGAGAACUGGGUUUGUGUCUGAUUACUCUGGGGAAGCUGGGACUAGUGCUAGUGAGAAGUUUGAUAGUGUUGAGUUUCAUGCAGAGAAGAGUGUUAUUGAUGAUCAGAGAGAAGGAGGAUCCUCACCCACGAUAGAGAUUGAUCCGGUCCUGGGCCUGGCCAGGCCCAACAGGGACAAUGAGAUUGAACCAGUUUUUUUGUCCAAGAAUGGAGCCAUAAGGAGUGAGAAUGAAAGAGUUUUGAGGUCAAAGGAUGUGUGGAAUGGAGCAGUGGGGAAUCAAAACCACAAGAGUAGAAAUGAGGAUGAGCCUGCUUUGGCUUUGGCCGGUAAUGGUGACAAGAAAGUUGGGUUAAGAGGGAAUGGCGAUGUUAAUGGAGUAGCAGUGAAUAUGACUCGGGAUAGUAAUAGCCAUGGAGUUUCUUCAGUUGCUCCUCUGCCAGAGCAGAAGGAGGAGGAAGACACAGGUGAAGGAGUUGUUAAGGUGAAUCUGUAUCCAGAUGAGGAGGAACCUGCUGAUAGAGGGUGGCAAGGACCCUCUGGAUUGAAGUACGGGCUCACUGAAAAUCCGGGUCUUGUACCUCUUAUCUAUUACGGCCUGCAGCACUACCUAUCAUUGAUUGGCUCGCUAGUAUUAAUACCAUUAAUCAUGGUACCAGCCAUGGGAGGAACAGAUAACGAUACUGCUAAUGUAAUUUCUACAAUGCUGUUUCUUUCUGGCAUCACAACAAUACUGCAUUCCUACUUCGGUACCCGACUACCUUUAGUUCAAGGGAGCUCAUUUGUGUAUUUGGCACCGGCUUUAGUUAUCAUAAAUUCUGAAGAAUUUCGAAAUCUUACACAACAUAAAUUUAAGCACAUAAUGAGGGAAAUCCAAGGGGCUAUAAUUGUUGGUUCAAUAUUCCAAUGUAUACUGGGAUUUAGUGGUUUAAUAUCUCUUCUUCUCAGGAUAAUCAACCCAAUUGUGGUGGCUCCAACUGUUGCUGCUAUAGGUUUAGCAUUCUUCAGCUAUGGCUUUCCACAAGCUGGCACUUGCAUGGAAAUUAGUAUUCCACAGAUAGCAUUAGUUCUAAUAUUCACACUGCAUCUUCGAGGAGUAUCAGUCUUUGGACAUCAUAUGUUUCGAAUUUAUGCUGUUCCCUUGAGUGUUACAAUGACUUGGAUAUAUGCGUCAUUUUUAACAGCUGGGGGAGCAUAUAACUACAAGGGAUGCAAUCCCAAAAUCCCAAGUUCAAACAUUCUGACUGAUGCAUGCAGAAGGCAUGCUUAUACCAUGAAGCAUUGCAGGACUGAUAUAUCCAAUGCAUUAUCAACUUCUGCGUGGCUCAGAAUUCCUUACCCUUUACAGUGGGGUUUCCCUAUUUUCCAUUUUAGGACUUGCAUUAUCAUGACCAUAGUGUCGCUGGUUGCCACUGUGGAUUCAGUUGGAACUUAUCAUACUGCAUCUCUGCGAGUCAAUUUGAGGCCUCCAACUCCAGGAGUUGUGAGCAGAGGAAUUGCAUUGGAGGGUUUGUGCAGUACAUUGGCUGGUCUUUGGGGUUCGGGUACUGGAUCAACAACCUUGACAGAAAAUGUUCAUACAAUUGACACAACAAAAGUGGCAAGUCGUAGGGUGGUGGAACUUGGAGCAGCUUUCAUGAUUCUGUUUUCCCUUAUGGGAAAAGUAGGUGCUCUUCUUGCUUCCAUUCCACAGGCCUUGGCUGCUUCUGUAUUGUGUUUCAUGUGGGCUCUUAUGGCAGCAUUAGGCCUGUCCACCAUACAGUAUGGUCAAUCAGGAAGCUUUAGGAACAUGACAAUAGUUGGCGUUUCAUUAUUCCUUGGUCUAUCCAUCCCUGCCUACUUUCAACAAUACCAACCUCAAACCACUCUGAUACUUCCCCCUUAUCUUGUACCUUAUGCAGCUGCAUCUAGUGGACCAUUCCAUUCUGGCAUUAAACAACUUGAUUUUGCUAUGAAUGGUCUUAUGUCCUUAAACAUGGUGGUUACAAUGUUGGUGGCAUUCAUACUGGACAACACAGUCCCAGGAAGUCAACAAGAACGAGGGGUGUAUAUAUGGUCCCGAGCUGAAGACAUUGCAACUGAUCCUUCACUGCCAUUAGCAUAUUCUUUGCCGAGGAAAAUUGCUAGGUGUUUCUGCUGGGCAAAAUGUUUGGGUGUCUAAAUACUAGACUACCUCUGAUUUCUUGUAUUCAUGGGCCUAAGGUAACAUUCAUUGCUGAUCCAUGAAGCUUAGAAGAUAUUGCAGCUCAUGAAGAAUAAAAAUA